CCCACCUACCUGAAGUUCACUAUAACAAAACUAGACCCUAACACACAAAAUCAACCUCUCAAUCUUUGAAGCAGCAAAACUGCAAAACCCUCCUUCAUUUCACUCGAAACAGAGAAAAACACCCUUUUCUCUCACUUCCAACUUCCACUCUCUCUCCUCCGCCGUCCCUCUUUCUCUCUCCUGGUGAUUAUUUCGUUUGAGGUCUUGUAUUUAAACUUCAAUGGCGGUUGAUAGAAUUCUGAAAGAUGAAGCUUCUGAAGAGAAGGGAGAGCGUGCCAGAAUGGCAACUUUUAUCGGUGCGCUUGCAAUAGUAGACUUAAUCAAAACAACUUUGGGACCAAAGGGAAUGGACAAGAUUUUGCAGUCAACUGGACGGGGUCAUAAUGUUACAGUGACAAAUGAUGGGGCAACCAUCAUGAAGUCCCUUCAUAUCGAUAAUCCUGCUGCCAAAGUUCUUAUUGAUAUUUCAAAGACACAAGAUGAUGAAGUUGGUGAUGGGACAACGUCAGUUGUUGUUCUAGCUGGAGAGCUAUUAAGAGAGGCUGAAAAGCUGGUUGCAAUGAAAAUUCAUCCCAUGACCAUCAUAUCAGGUUACAGGAUGGCCGCUGAAUAUGCUCAUAGUGUAUUGUUGAAAAAGGUUUUUGAUAAUAAACAGGAUGCAGAUAAAUUCAGGGCAGACUUGAUGAACAUUGCAAGGACUACUCUGAGUUCAAAGAUAUUAUCCCAGGACAAGGAACACUUUGCCAAUAUGGCAGUAGAUGCUGUAAUGAGACUGAAGGGCAGCACAAACCUGGAGUCCAUUCAGAUGAUCAAGAAACCCGGAGGUUCCUUGAUAGAUUCAUUUCUAGAUGAAGGAUUUAUUUUGGACAAGAAGAUUGGAGUUGGCCAGCCAAAGCGUAUAGAAAAUGCAAAUAUCUUGGUGGCAAACACAGCGAUGGACACAGAUAAAGUUAAGAUCUAUGGGGCACGUGUACGUGUUGAUUCAAUGGCUAAGGUUGCAGAGAUUGAGGGAGCAGAAAAGGACAAGAUGAGGGAGAAAGUGAAGAAGAUUAUAUCUCAUGGAAUUAAUUGUUUUGUGAACCGGCAGUUAAUCUACAAUUUUCCAGAAGAACUAUUUGCUGAUGCUGGAAUCCUUGCUAUUGAGCAUGCUGAUUUUGAUGGUAUUGAACGCCUUGCUUUGGUGACUGGUGGUGAGAUUGCAUCAACAUUUGAUAAUCCUGAAUCAGUAAAACUUGGACAUUGUAAGCUGAUUGAGGAGAUUAUGAUUGGAGAAGACAAGUUAAUCCAUUUUUCUGGUGUUGAGAUGGGACAGGCAUGCACAAUAGUAUUGAGAGGAGCAAGUGAGCAUGUGCUUGAUGAGGCUGAGCGAUCUUUACAUGAUGCCCUGUGCGUGCUGUCUCAGACAGUGAAUGAUAGCAGGGUUUUGCUUGGGGGUGGUUGGCCUGAGAUGGUGAUGGCUAAAGAGAUAGAUGAACUGGCUAGAAGAACUCCUGGAAAGAAGUCCCACGCCAUUGAAGCUUUCUCACGGGCACUCCAGGCCAUACCUACAAUCAUUGCUGACAAUGCUGGAUUAGACAGUGCUGAGUUGAUUUCAAAGCUUCGUGCUGAGCACCACAAGGAAGAUAGUACUGCAGGAAUAGACGUGAUCACUGGAGCUGUUGGAGAUAUGGCUGCCCUGGGUAUAUCAGAGUCAUUUAAAGUAAAGCAGGCUAUUUUAUUAUCUGCUACAGAGGCAGCUGAAGGGCUCCUUAGGGUUGAUCAGAUCAUAAGAUGUGCACCAAGGAGGAGAGAAGAUAGAAUGUAGAGCUGAAAUUUGCUUUGUAUUAUUGAACCUUAGGUUUUGUACUAGUGUUUUUCUUUUGUUUCUGAUUUAGAAGGCAGUAUGGGAUUUUGGUUUUAUUUCCCUGUGCAUAUGCUGUUGUUUUGUAGCAGCAUAUGAAUUUGUUACUGUAAUGGUCUUGGAUGUUGCAUACUUGCUUGUCGCUGAGUUCCGCUUAUGGAGCCGAUAUAUGUAACAUUGCAACCGUAAGUUUUGGUGGAA
Messenger RNA from Beta vulgaris subsp. vulgaris (sugar beet), 2041 nucleotides. Its product is annotated as T-complex protein 1 subunit beta. The transcript has 12 exons. The record is from RefSeq and is a predicted model, not a curated record. Gene Ontology annotation, biological process: protein folding. Bases 221 to 1804 code for a protein of 527 amino acids. Lineage: Eukaryota; Viridiplantae; Streptophyta; Magnoliopsida; Caryophyllales; Amaranthaceae. Gene Ontology annotation, cellular component: cytosol; chaperonin-containing T-complex. Gene Ontology annotation, molecular function: ATP binding; ATP hydrolysis activity; ATP-dependent protein folding chaperone.